Archocentrus centrarchus (flier cichlid) is the source of this 1265-nucleotide messenger RNA. RefSeq names its product reprimo-like (gene rprml). The record is from RefSeq and is a predicted model, not a curated record. Lineage: Eukaryota; Metazoa; Chordata; Actinopteri; Cichliformes; Cichlidae. The transcript has a single exon. The coding region runs from base 393 to 728 and encodes 111 amino acids.
AGCUCGGGCGCGCAGGGAGUGUCUCUUAAUACACUAGAGGGAAUAACCGUUUUGCACUUUGCUUCCUGUACAGAAGACCCACCAAGAUUUAGAGAAACUUGGACUCUAAAUUAAAGAAACUUGCCAUAGGUGUGUUUUACCUGAUGCGACACUCUGACUGUAGCAGUCCGGUGAUGUGGAUGUGGUCAUUACGCACCGAAGCUCUGACAAACCUCGAUGUUUGGCGGCAGACCUGGACUUCAAAAGCUUGCAAUUUCCUGUUACCUUCCUCUCAUUUCUUUUCUGAAUAGUCAUAUGACGCUAAGUUUUGCUUGGAGUCCAGAUUUUGUGGUGAGACUAUCUGCCUACCAGCUGGAGUCGCGUACUUUGUUGGUGACAAGCCACAACAAAACAUGAAUGUUUCCCUCUUCAACAUGACCCAGGACGCGAUGUUUAACGGUAGUCAGAGCCUCGCCGGGACCCUGGCUACGUACUCGAGCAACGCAACCGAUAGCGUGGUGACCGGCGACGGCGGAGGGUCCUUGGUGCUGCUGCAAGACGAGCGCAAACUCUUCGUCAUGCGUGUGGUGCAAAUCGCAGUGCUGUGCGUGUUGUCGCUCACUGUCGUGUUCGGUGUAUUUUUUCUCGGGUGCAACUUGAUGAUAAAAUCGGAAAGUAUGAUUAACUUUCUGGUAAGGGACCGAAGACCCUCCAAAGACGUGGAAACUGUCAUGAUUGGGCUCAGCUAGUACACCGAGAUGGAAAACUGGAUGGAGAACCGGUAUGGAGAUCUGUUGCACAGUUCCAAUAGCAGAUCAUGAUCUGCAUCUGCAUGCACUCAUCAAAGUGUGUCCUUGUGACUAAGAUAUGCAAAAACAUGACAUUUAUUUAAGAAAAAAAAUGACUACAGAGAAGUAGUCCACCGACCAAUGUUUGUGCGUAAAGUUUGUGCGUAAAAUACGGGCAGUUGUUUACACGUGGGCCGAUCUGUUGAAUAUUUUGAGUGAAUUUAUCAGUGCCAACUUGAACAAAGUGACAAAAAUGUUUACAAGCUGUUACCUCAUUUUUAUUUUGUUUCGUUUAUUCGUUUUGUUUUUGUAAAUUUCUAAUGAUUGUUAAAAACUGUCCAAAGGCAUGAUUGUGAAUUUAAAAAAAAAAAUAGUUUCACGCCUGCCAGUGUACUCCGUGGACGUGAUGGAUAUGUGUGUGGGUAUUCUCUAUACAAUUUUCUUUCUUUCUUUCUUUCUUUCUUUCUUUCUUUCUUUCUUUCUUUCUUUCUUUCUUUC